Messenger RNA from Anguilla rostrata (American eel), 2974 nucleotides. Its product is annotated as cadherin-10-like. Gene Ontology annotation, molecular function: calcium ion binding; cadherin binding. Gene Ontology annotation, biological process: adherens junction organization; multicellular organism development; homophilic cell-cell adhesion. Gene Ontology annotation, cellular component: plasma membrane; catenin complex; adherens junction. Lineage: Eukaryota; Metazoa; Chordata; Actinopteri; Anguilliformes; Anguillidae. The transcript is spliced from 12 exons. The record is from RefSeq and is a predicted model, not a curated record. Bases 490 to 2793 code for a protein of 767 amino acids.
UGCCCGCGCGGGCGAGUUUUUUUUCCUUGCAAUGCUUUAGUCUGCCUAUUUUUUUUCUUCUUUUAUCAGGGACUCGUGAGUGGGAGCCAAUCAGGAGCAGCGUCCCCUCUGCUUUAGCGUCCCUGCCAUCCAGCGCGAGGAGUGAUGCAGCUGGGGCGAGAGAGAGGGAGAGAGAGAGAGAGACGCAGCUGUGGAGCGGAUCGAAAGCUACAGUGAUACUGCUGCAGUGAACGGAUAAGCAUCAGACCACUUAACAAGUACCGCUCCCCUAAGUCGGAUUUCCAACUGCACUGAAUAUUGGGUGGCGCCGGACCCCGGGAGCCAAUGGGAGAGUAGAAGAAGGAAAAAGGUGAAGACUAUGAGGCCGGCCCCGUUUCCCUGACCGAAAAAAGAAAGAAAAAAAUAAAAAAAACGCCCGAGAGGAACGCCGGCGAGACGCAAGCAGCAGUGACGGGGACCCCCGGGGGGAGAGCUGCAUCACGGGAUACAAUGAGAACUCAGCUCCUGCUGCUGCUGUGGGUCGCCCUCUGUCUCCACGGAGACGCCGUGGCCUUUUUUUUCGGGAGGACUGCGGGGGGUGCUUUAGCGGGGUCGACGGGACAGGGGGGUGGCGACGGCGCGGCCCUGCGGCGCUCCAAACGAGGCUGGAUGUGGAACCACUUCUUUCUCCUGGAAGAAUACACCGGAACAGACUACCAGUAUGUGGGGAAGCUCCACUCAGACCAGGACAGAGGGGACGGCAGUGUGAAGUACGUUCUCAAUGGAGAUGGGGCCGGCACCUUGUUUCUGAUCGACGAAAACUCGGGAGACAUUCACGCCACCAAGAGGCUGGACAGGGAGGAGAAAGCCUACUACACACUGCGUGCUCAGGCAGUCAACAAAUUCACCAACCAUCCCCUGGAGCCCGAGUCUGAGUUCAUCAUCAAGAUCCACGACAUCAACGACAACGAGCCCAAGUUCUCCAAGGAGGUGUACACCGCCAGCGUCCCAGAAAUGGUAGAAGUCGGCACCAAUGUGGCACAGGUGACCGCGACGGACGCGGACGACCCCACGUACGGAAACAGCGCCAGGCUGGUCUACAGCAUCCUGCAGGGGCAGCCCUACUUCUCUGUGGAGCCCGACACAGGAGUCAUCCGCACGGCCCUGCCCAACAUGAACAGGGAGAACCGGGAGCACUUCCAGGUGGUGAUCCAGGCCAAGGACAUGGCGGGGCAGAUGGGCGGGCUCUCCGGCACCACCACCGUCAACAUCACCCUCAGCGACGUCAACGACAACCCGCCGCGGUUCCCCCAGAGUGUGUAUCAGUUCAGCGUCCUGGAGUCGGCAGAGACGGGGUCCCCGGUGGGACGGAUCAAAGCCACGGACGCCGACAUCGGGGUCAACGCCGAGAUGGACUACAGCGUCAUCGGGGGGGACGGGCUCGACGCCUUCGACAUCGUCACAGACAGCGCCACGCAAGAGGGGGUCCUCACCGUCAAAAAGCCUCUGAACUUUGAGAGGAAGAGCGCGUACGUGCUGAAGGUGCAGGUGGAGAACACGCGGCCGGACCCCCGCUUCAGCUCCGCGGGGCCGUUCCGCGACACGGCCACGCUCAAGGUCACCGUGGAGGACGUGGACGAGCCGCCCGUCUUCGAGCGCGACGGCUACGUGAUGGAGGUGAAGGAGGACGCCGACGCCGGCACCACCGUCGGCUCCGUCAGCGCCUCCGACCCCGAUACCAGCCGCAGCCUCAUCAGGUACUCCAUUGACCGCCGUACGGACAUGGACCGCUUGUUCAACAUUCACCCGGGAAACGGGACCAUCUUCACCCUGAGGCCCCUGGACCGCGAGGAGACCGCGUGGCACAACAUCUCUGUGACCGCCACAGAGUUCAGCAACCCCAGGCAGUUGAGCCGCGUGCGCGUCUUCAUCAGGGUGCUGGACGUCAACGACAACGCGCCCACCUUCGCCACCGUCUACGAGACCUUCGUGUGCGAGAACGCCAAGCCCGCGCAGAGGAUACAGACCGUGAGCGCCACAGAUGCAGACGAGCCCAAGGGUGGGCACAGGUUCUUCUUCAGUUUGGCACCAGAAGCUUCGGUCAAAGCCAACUUCACCGUCAAAGACAACAGAGGUGAGCUCCUCUGGUUCCCCAUGCAGAGCAGCACCAGCACGCUGACGGUGCGCGUGUGCAGCUGCGAUCGCCACGGCAACAUGAAGGCCUGCAGCGCCGAGGCCUACGCCCUCUCCGCCGGGCUCAGCACCGGGGCCCUGGUGGCCAUCUUACUCUGCGUCAUCAUCCUCCUCAUGAUCGUGGUUCUCUUCGCCGCCCUGAGGAGACAGAAGAAGAAGGAGCCGCUGAUCAUCUCCAAGGAGGACGUGCGGGACAACGUGGUGAGCUACAACGACGAGGGGGGCGGGGAGGAGGACACGCAGGCCUUCGACAUCGGCACGCUGCGGAACCCCGAGGCCACGGAGGACGGCAAGCAGCGGCGGGACAUCAUCCCCGAGACCCUCUACCCGCCGGCGGCGGCGCGUCGGCCCCCCGCCGGGCCGUCCCGCGACAACGCCGACGUGCGGGACUUCAUCAACCAGCGGCUGCAGGAGAACGACGCGGACCCCACGGCGCCCCCCUACGACUCGCUGGCCACCUACGCCUACGAGGGCGCCGGCUCGGUCGCCCACUCCCUCAGCUCGCUGGAGUCCGCCGUCGCCGACGGCGACCAGGACUACAACUACCUCAGCGACUGGGGGCCGCGCUUCAAGAAGCUGGCGGACAUGUACGGCGGGGAGGACAGCGACAGGGACUCCUAACCGGGCCCAAACGAACCCGCUCCUUAAGCCGGGCGGACGAAAACGAAAGAAACGUGCAAACAAACGAACAAACAAACGAAAAAAAGGAAAAUAAAAAUUAAAAAAACGCUUCGGAGUUAAUUGUUCCGACACACAAUGCGGUCGUCAUGCGGGAACCGGAAGCGAAGGAAAAAAAAAGGAG